This is a messenger RNA of Eleginops maclovinus (Patagonian blennie), 7480 nucleotides long. RefSeq names its product transient receptor potential cation channel, subfamily M, member 6 (gene trpm6). The coding region runs from base 98 to 6118 and encodes 2006 amino acids. Lineage: Eukaryota; Metazoa; Chordata; Actinopteri; Perciformes; Eleginopidae. Gene Ontology annotation, molecular function: ATP binding; protein serine/threonine kinase activity; monoatomic cation channel activity. The transcript has 39 exons. Gene Ontology annotation, cellular component: apical plasma membrane; plasma membrane. The record is from RefSeq and is a predicted model, not a curated record. Gene Ontology annotation, biological process: protein tetramerization; protein phosphorylation; monoatomic cation transmembrane transport.
AUAAAAGGCCACUCGUCCUUGUCCAGGAAAUAAUAAUAUUUCGAAGAUUUGAAGAUACACUCAUACUUGAGACGUGUUUUCCACUGUGUGUUCAGCUAUGUCAGGAAAGUCUUGGAUUGAGGAAACCUUCUUCAAGAGAGAGUGUGUGAAGUUUAUCCCUUCGUCUCGGGACCUGCAUAGAUGUAUUCCCGUAUGUCAAGUAUGCCAAAACUUGAUCAGAUGUUGUUGUGGCCGCCUGAUGGGAGAGCACUGUUGGCGAGAGUCCCUUCCCCCCAUAUCCCUCUAUCCUGGGCCAGGACAGGACCUGGUAGAGGACUGGUCCAUGGAGCAACACACCAAAGCCAGUCCCACAAAUGCCUAUGGGACCAUAGACUUUCAGGACACUGCCACGCGUGUCUGCAGGGCCAAGUAUGUCCGUGUGGCUGUGGACUCAAAGCCAGAUGUGCUGCUGCAGCUGAUGCUGAGGGAGUGGCAGAUGGAGAGACCCAAGCUGCUGCUGACUGUGCAGGGGGGUUCAGAAAACUUCACCCUGCCUCUCAAAGUCAAGCAGGCCUUCAGCAAAGGGCUGAUCACCGCUGCGAUCAGCACAGGAGCAUGGAUACUCACUGAUGGCAUUAACACAGGUGUGUCCAAGUAUGUGGGCGAGGCGGUGAAAACAUUUGGGGGCCACAACCUGAGGAAGAGAAACACAGUGGGCAUCAAACCAUGGGGAGUCAUUGACAACAACUCAGACCUUAUAGGCCGAGAUGUUUUCAGACCCUACCAGCCCCUGGGAAACCCAUUGAGCAAGCGAGCCUGUCUUAAUGGUUUCCACUCGCACUUUCUGUUGGUGGAUGAUGGGACGCUGGGAAAACAUGGCUGCCAGCAAGGCCUCAGGAGGAAGCUGGAGAAACACAUCCAGCUACAGAAGAUACACCCUCGGCUGAACCAAGGAGUGCCUGUGGUGUGUGUGGUGGUGGAGGGAGGCCCUGCCAUUGUGUCCACAGUGUUGGACUAUGUGAGCAAUGUUCCCCCUGUGCCAGUGUUUGUGUUCGAGGGAUCGGGCAGAGCUGCUGACCUGCUCGCCUUUUUGCACAAGCAGACUGCUAGUGACAGGCAGUUGGAUGCUGACAUCAAAGAGGACUUCCUUGUCAGGAUCGGAGACGUGUUUGGAGUAGAGAUGGCAGAAGCCUCUCAGCUCUACACUCUGCUCCUGCAGUGUAUGGAUCACAGACAGUCUAUAACCAUCUUUGACUCGGAGUCAGACGACCAUGCGGCACCUGAUGCAGCCAUUUUGACAACCAGUCUCAAAGGCACCAAGGCCAGCCCUGCAGAGCAGCUGAGUAUGGCUCUGGCCUGGAACCGGGCUGACAUAGCACAGAAGGAAGUUCUGGUGUACGGACAACAUUGGCCAGUGGGUUCCUUGGAGCAGGCCAUGCUGGAUGCUCUGGUGAUGGACCGGGUCAGUUUCGUCAAACUGCUGAUUGACAAUGGCAUGACUAUGAGUCGCUUCCUUACUGUGGAUCGCCUCGAGGAGCUCUAUAACACGCCGCAGGGGCAGACCGACCGUUUCUUGCAUCAUCUCGUUGAAGAUGCCAAACAGACUUCUCUUCCCAUAGGUUACCGUCUCUCUGUCAUUGACAUGGGCCUGGUGAUCGAGUACCUGAUAGGAGACGCGUACCGCAGCACCUACACACGCAAACACUUCAGAGCUGCCUACAGCCGCCUGCAGGAUAAAGAGGGCAGACGGGGCAGUUCCACCUCCCUUUCUAAACAGAGACGGGGAUUUCCACAGAUCUCUACAAAGGGCAGGACGGUCCAGGACCUGCAUUUUUUCAGAACAGCGCAGCCAUACAAACUCAAGGAGCAGGACGUUUCUCCUGGGAGCAGUCGAGAGGUCACGGCGAACCCAGGCCUUGUCGAUGCUCCACUGCUGAUAGCCUUCAACUUCAACGAUGUGUUCGUGUGGGCUGUGCUUCAUCAGCGUCAGCAGAUGGCGCUGUUCCUGUGGCAGCACAGCGAAGAAGCGCUGGCCCGCGCUACAGUGGCCUGUAAGCUUUACCGCUCCAUGGCCUUUGAAGCGAGGCAUGGCAGUAUGGACGACAACAUCUCAGAGCGAUUCAAGAAAUACUCUCUUGAGUUUGGUCAGCUGGCGGUGGACGUGUUAGACUGUGCGUUUCGUCAGAACGAGCAGAUGGCCAUGAAGCUGUUGACAUCAGAGAUGGAGGCAUGGAGCCACUUCACCUGUCUGCAGAUGGCUGUCUCCUCAUGUCACAGACCAUUCGUCUCCCACUCCUGCACUCAGACACUGCUCACAGACCUCUGGACCGGUCCGCUCAACAUGAGAAAAAACUCCUUUGUGAAGAUAAUUCUGACCCUUCUUCUGCCGCCUGCCAUAUUGCUCCUGGAGUUCAAAAGCAAAGCUGAAAUGUGCCACGUACCACAGUCCCAUGAGGCAAUGCUGUUUGGAGUCGAGUCUGUUGGGUCAGCACCAGCCCAUGGGGGAACUGGUGUCACGGGCAGUCAGGAUGCAGAGCAAGGCCUGCCGUUCCAUAAAAAGUGCUUUGGUCCUGUGUCUGAAACGUUCUCCUCUAUCUCUGUGAACUGUCUGUACUGGAUCAAAAGACUCUAUGAGUUCUACACGGCUCCUGUUGUCAAGUUCUGGUUUCACACAAUGUCCUACUUGGCCUUCCUCAUGGUAUUCUCCUACGUCAUCCUGGUGAAAAUGGAGGAUCAGCCCAGUGUUCAGGAGUGGCUGGUCAUAGCGUACAUCUCGUCCACUGCAGUGGAGAAAACCAGAGAGGUCCUAAUGUCUGAGCCGAGGAAGCUGAGCCAGAAGCUGAAGAUCUGGUUCUCUGAGUACUGGAACAUAUCAGAUUUUAUUGCCAUCCUCCUCUUCAUGGCUGGAUUGGUACUGCGUUGGCAUGCUAAUCCGUACCGGACGGCAGGACGCAUCAGCUACUGUCUGGACAUCAUCUUCUGGUUCGUCAGGGUGAUGGACCUGCUGGCUGUCAAUCAGCAUGCAGGCCCUUACCUCACCAUGAUCACUAAGAUGACCAGAAACAUGUUCUUCAUCGUGGUGAUGAUGGCAAUAGUGCUGCUGAGCUUCGGGGUGUCCAGGAAGGCCAUCCUGUCGCCAAAUGAGGAGCCGUCCUGGAGCCUUGCUCGAGACAUUGUCUUCCAGCCCUACUGGAUGAUCUACGGAGAGGUCUACGCGUCGGAGAUAGAUCCUUGUGAUGACGGUCAUCCGUGUCCUCCUGCUUCCUUUCUCACGGCGUUCCUGCAGGCGGUCUACAUGUUCUUCCAGUACAUCAUCAUGGUCAACAUUCUCAUUGCAUUUUUUAACAACAUCUACUUUGACAUGGCAUCAACGUCCAAUAAGCUGUGGAAGUACAACCGUUAUCGCUACAUAAUGACCUAUCAGGACAGGCCGUGGCUGCCUCCUCCUCUUAUCCUCCUCAGUCACAUGACCUCAGGUUUGAGAGCCAUCUACAGGAAAAUUAGAGGAGACCCUGAACGAGAGGAAAGGGGCUCUGGACUGAAGCUCUCCCUGGGCCACAAGGAUCGAAAGAAGCUCCAUGAGUUUGAGGAGAAAUGCGUAACGGCUUACUUCCAUGACAAGAGUGAAGGUCUCCACAGCAGUCACAUUAACAGGAUCAGAGCCACAGCUGAGAGAGCUGAGGAGAUGUGCAUGAUGGUGGGGGAGGUCUCGGAGAAGGUCAUCUUUAUUCAUGACAGCCUGUCGGAGUUGGACUCUCAGCUGGGUCGGCUCCAGGACCUUUCUGCUCUGGCUGUGGACACUCUCACUCUGCUCUCUGCAUCUGACAGCCUGCACCAGGAGGAGGCUCGCCUUGCUCAAUGUCGAGUCAUCACAUCGUCCCUGCUUAUCCUCCCUCACAGCUUGACCCUCCCACACAGAGGUGGAGCAGACUGUGAUGCACUCAAUAUGCGCCGAGUGAUGCCCAAGUCGUGUAAAAGUACCCCGCCUUCUUUGCUGAAGGGCUAUGGCCCUGUGGCGAAUAGACUGCCAUUCCAGGAAAGCAGUACCGGAGCUAAGGGGAGCAGGGGAGGAAGACAAGGACACACUGAGAAGGGAGAGGUAGGAGCUAAGCAGGAUCCACAGACUGUUCCUGCUCAACAUCCACCUGAAAAUGACCUGGGAGUUCCUAAACCUGCAUCUCAUUCUUCCUUCUCUCACCUCUACGGAGGCGGAGUUCAUCUGGGUAGAUUAAGGGAUCAGACACCCUGUGAGUCAUGCGGACCGUCCCACUUCGGGUCUCCUCUUGCUCCCAGAGGCCUGGAGUCACCGCAUCAUAAACUCUUGACAUGUGACCCAUACCUGUAUCGCAGUCAAGAGGAACCUUCCAUGGAAGAGGAGGAAGAAGAGGGAGAGGGAGAGGAGGAAAGGACACAUGAACCACUCUCUAAUAUAGAAGUAUCCAGGGGAUCUAGCACUGCUGUCCUUCUGUCCGACCCACGACAGGUCUCUGAUGGUUUGGUAAAUCCCGGCUUUUCUCAGGGCGAUAGCCAACCGAGUUCUCGGACCAGACCUUCCAGCCAGUGGGGCAGACCCGUGAAAUCUUCCAGGUGGGCGUGUCUGUCCAGAGACCGUCCCUACGGCUACUGCAGGUCUCUGUCUUCCAGCGUGGAGAACAUUACUUUCUCAGCUGCACCUCAGAGUCAAAGGAGUGGAUCAUUCCCUUCUCUAGACAAACUGAUCAGCAAAGAGAGUCUGUCUGAUGGGAGGAGUUUUAGGGAUGACACAUCACUACGGAGCAGCAGGAGCAAAGAGUGGUCCAAGUCCUCUGACUUCACUGAAGACUGCAGAGGCAAAAACCAGAACAAGAAGACAGUGAAGAUACAAGAGAGCACUCCUUCCCAUUUGUCUGAGACCUGCUGGAGAAGGGGCCGAAAAUUUAGAGGACAAUCUACAUGUUGGUCGGCUUCAACCAGCCUCAAUCAGCUCAAUUUUGAACCAAUGGAUCUGUUGCAGAAGCAAGUCUUUUCCCAUCAGGAUGCAUGGAGCUCAACCCAUUCAGCCUGGAACAGCUGGGCCAGAUCCAUGAGCCGCAGGUCUUCUUUACAGAGCGGGAUUUCCCUUGAAGCAAAGAGCUCCUCAUUCCAGUCCACUGACAAUUUGUAUCCACACUAUUCAGCUAUGGAGAGAAACAAUCUGAUGAGAUUGGCUCACACCAUUCCCUUCACUCCUGUCUCUAUUCUAGGUAAGUGUUUUGUUUAUGUCUCUUUAAUGCAUCUCUUUCCAUUCACUGUUUCUUUUAUAUUCCCUGCAGGAGGUGAAGAGGUGAGUGUCUACUCUCUGGAGGAAGGGCCCUCUGAUGCUGACCCUGAUGCUGGCACAGUCUCGUCCUGGUCGUCACGGGGCCUGUCCGCCCUUCUGAAGCCCCUCUCCAGUGAAGAGGGCUCUCUGGACGGGGGUCUCCGGCGGGGCUGCAGGGUGCUUUGCACCUGGGCUGAACGUGACGUCCUCAGACCCGGUCUGGUAUACGUUGUCAAAGCCUUCAGGCCGGAGGUUGUUCGUGCUUGGCAGAGGCACUUCCAUGGUAGUACAGCGCUCCUGCUUUGUUUAAGGGAGAUCCAGCAGCAGAGAGCAGCCCAGAAGAUGAUGCAAGUGUUCAACGAGGUCAAACCUGAUGACAUGCACCCCUCACCAAGAUUCCUAGAUGUAGCACUGGUCCUCUGGCAAUCCAGUGGCCAGUGGCUGACUAUUGAGAGGAACAUGACCGGUGACUUCAGGAAGUACAACAACAACACAGGAGAGGAGAUCACCCCCUGCUGUUCACUGGAAGAAAUGCUGCUGGCCUUCUCACACUGGACAUACGAGUACUCUAACAGAGAGCUUCUGGUGCUCGAUAUACAAGGAGUAGGAGAGCAGCUGACGGACCCGACAGUCAUUAUGUCGGAGGAUCAAAGUGGGAGCAGGGAUGAGAUGCUUUUUGGUCCAGAUAACCUCGGCGAUGAUGCCAUCAGCGGUUUCCUGCAGAAACACUCUUGCGGUGCCUGCUGCCGCAAACUGGGACUUGCAGAUUUAAGGAAGUGUUUGGACGGCCGCAAGAACAGCAGCGAGGCUGAGCCGACGCCGCGGAGGGAAGAGCAAGAGGACGAUGAAACCAGGAUGUAACCUUUGAACCAGGAAGUAUGGAGAAAAAGACACUUGCACUUUUACCAUCACAUGUACCGCGACAUGUCUGCCUGAACACACGCCUCUGUGAGGUCGCGUAAUGUGUGUCCCGAGCCCUCAUCUCUUUGCUGCAAAAACAGCGAGAGCCAAGAGGGAUCAUGAGCAGUCUGUAACUGGCUCUAGAGAUUAAAUUAAAUUAGGAUCUAAUACAUUAUUUAAAUAUAUUAGGUAAAAACUGUCACGAGGACUCAUGGCAGUUGUGUUUAUAAAAGUGUUGUAUAUCAUUCAGCUGUAUUAAAUCAAUCAUAAUACAGUUUUAACAUGUUUUACAAAAGUCUAAAUCACUAUUUUUGUACUUUGUCUAUAAAUAUUUCUAUAUUGAUACAGUUAGUAUAAUAGCUUAUACACUAAUACAUGAUUAAUUAAUUUCCGAGGAUAAAAUUGUUCCAUGUUUUGUUAAUAUAAUUGUGUGAGACAGAAAAACAAGGCAGAAAUGCACCCAUAAAAUUCUUUUAUUUUUUUUUUCUUCCCACAACAAAAUGUCUACAAAAGCGAUAAAAUAUAGUAUUUAACAAAAAUCACUUCAGACCUUCACAUUGUAUAUACAUGUCAAAGGAGGACUCAGUAAGGGCCCUGCAUGACUCUGAACUUCAACCCACGUUGAUCCAUCAAAUGUGGGUGUUUGUGGCUCUUCUCAAUGCAAAUGCGCACACACACGCACACACACACACACACACACACACACACACACACACACACACACACACACACACACACACACACACACACACACACACACACCCAGGCAAUCUCUUUCAUUCUCAUGUGAAAAUAAAAAAAUCUACAGUAGAGGAUUAAAAUCAGAGUCAGAGUUCAGAGUCCAGCAGAGAUCCCUCUCACCAAACGAAAAAAAACAUAAAUGUAAAAACUGUCAGUGUAAUCAAAUACACAUUUUCAUCUAGUUCCCCUUUUUUGAUUGGUUUCUCAAGUAAACUCACACAGUAAAGCAUCUACGCCCCACUCUGCCAGUCCUUCCUCUCCUCACUAGCUAUGGCACUUUGAAACAAAAAAAAAGUUGCAUUUUAUUGUUUUUUAUUGUCUUGUUUUGUUAGUCCUGUGUAAAAGAGGUUCUGUAGCCUGAGCACCUUUUAGGUUUCGGUUACAGAUUGCUACAUUUUGUUUUAUUUGCUCUUACUGGGACACAAAGACAUUCUAAACAAUAAAUUAACAAUUUUUCAACACUACUCCAAUUGCACGCAUGGGUAAUGUAAGGAGAAAGUUUACAAAGCAUUGGUAGAGCAAUCGUCUCAUUCUCUCUGUCUCUGUCACACACACACACACACACACACACACACACACACA